This is a messenger RNA of Colletotrichum chrysophilum, 1134 nucleotides long. RefSeq lists its product as uncharacterized. Bases 1 to 1134 code for a protein of 377 amino acids. Gene Ontology annotation, biological process: positive regulation of transcription by RNA polymerase II. The transcript has 3 exons. The record is from RefSeq and is a predicted model, not a curated record. Gene Ontology annotation, molecular function: DNA-binding transcription factor activity, RNA polymerase II-specific. NCBI's taxonomy places the organism in Eukaryota, Fungi, Ascomycota, Sordariomycetes, Glomerellales, Glomerellaceae.
AUGGCUGCUUGGGAACAGACGUCACCAAUGAUCAAGUUCGAAGAUUCGCCUGCCGAGUCUUUUGUUUCGACUCCGGGCGAGCUCUAUCCAUCCCUCUUCGGCGACGCCGCACCCUUGGCCGCCGAUGAUACCACCGUCAACCCCUCCGAUAUGUUAACUCCUCCGCCCUUCACCGAGGACAACCCUGUCUCAACCCCGGACACCGACUCUCCUUCGACUGGGAAGAAGCCCGUGAAGAAGAGGAAAUCCUGGGGUCAAGUUCUCCCGGAGCCCAAGACAAAUCUCCCACCAAGGAAAAGAGCGAAGACUGAAGAUGAGAAAGAGCAGCGUCGAGUCGAGCGCGUCCUCCGUAACCGCCGAGCCGCUCAGUCUUCUAGGGAGCGCAAGCGUUUAGAGGUCGAGGCUCUCGAGAGGCGGAACAAGGAGCUCGAGGCAGCCCUUUCAAACGUCACCAAGGCGAACCAGCUCCUGGUCGAAGAGCUGAACAAAUUUCGCCGUGACUCUGGCAUGCUGACUCGGUCAUCAUCGCCUCUCGAUCCUCUCCGAUCCAACACUGUCACCCUAUCACCAGAGCUUUUUGGCUCUCAUGAUGGACACCGUCCCUCUGUCGAUGAGACGAAGAAUCUCGUCGAUGAUUUGAUGACUACGUCUCAUGGCAAUCCGACCGUCAACCCCGCGUCGCUAUCCCCCGAGCUUUCGCCAAUCGCAGAAGAUGACGAGGCAGAUGCCGAGGACAACGAAGUGGUCGAGACCAACGUGAAGUCCUCCGACUUGACACAACGUCCUGCAGCGAUGUUUCUGUCGGCGGCCCUUGACACAGAUCGCUAUGUCCUUGAAAGCGGGCUUCUCUCUUCCCCCAACUCCCUCGAUUAUGAACACGAUUAUCUGGCUGGUAACUCUACCGCCUUCCUCCAGGACCCAUUCGACAUCAGUGAAUUCCUCAACGACGAGGUCAACGGCAGUGUCUCAGACACGAACGCGGUUAUCGGCACAGCCGUCGCAGCGGACCCGGACUACGGCCGCGACUCUACCAACUCUGAGACUCAAGUCUCUUCAGAGAAUCCUAACCUGCAGCCCCACUCUGGCGCGUCCACUUAUGGAUGCGACGAUGGAGGCAUUGCGGUUGGUAUCUGA